Messenger RNA from Papaver somniferum (opium poppy), 558 nucleotides. RefSeq names its product F-box protein CPR1-like. Bases 1 to 558 code for a protein of 185 amino acids. NCBI's taxonomy places the organism in Eukaryota, Viridiplantae, Streptophyta, Magnoliopsida, Ranunculales, Papaveraceae. The transcript is spliced from 3 exons. The record is from RefSeq and is a predicted model, not a curated record.
AUGUCUGCGCUUCCAAAAGAGCUCUACCAUGACAUCGUUUUAAGGCUACCAGUGAAAUCAUUACUCGAAUGUAGGUAUGCUGCACGUGGCUUUUUCUUCUACGGUAGUGUUCGUGAAUUUUCUUUUUCUUAUUGUUUGUUGAUCACUGAUUUGCGUUUGGUUUUGAUUUUCCAGUUGCCCUUAGAUACCAGGAACGAGAAAUUUGUAGAAUUGCAACUACCAAAAGAACCUUUGAAGAAUAACCAUUCGCUUAGGAAUGUGUGGGUGUUGGAAGGGUGUCUUAGUGCUGUGAAUGCAAUUGGGGUUCAUUCAGAAGUAUGGGUAAUGCAGACUUAUGGAGUUGGAGAAUCAUGGACUAAACGUUUUGUCAUUACCCAUUCCAGAAUUAUAAAAGAAAUGUAUUACUUGAGGCUGAUGUGGGACUUCAAGAAUGGUGAGAUUUUAUUAAUGUCGGGCAGUAAUUUAGUUUUACUUGAUGCAAUUUCUGGGAAGCCAAAACGUCUACGGAAAAUGCUUAAAGGAAUAGAGAAUUAUGUCGAAAGCCUAGUUUCACUCUAA